Molecule: messenger RNA, 492 nt
Organism: Perkinsus marinus ATCC 50983
Lineage: Eukaryota; Perkinsozoa; Perkinsida; Perkinsidae
Product: ATP-dependent RNA helicase, putative
Exons: 4
Cellular component (GO): intracellular anatomical structure; catalytic step 2 spliceosome
Molecular function (GO): RNA binding
Source: RefSeq, a predicted model, not a curated record
AUGCAUGCAGUAAGGAGGGUUGAAGUUGGUCAGGGAGCGGUAGUAGUGGUUGUGGUAGGCACGUUUAGGGUGGGGACUGUUCGGGACGAGGGUAAGAAGGAAGAGGAGGAUCCUUAUCAGCUUAUAUUGGAUAAUCAGAUCAAGUUCGUAGAGUCUGAGAUUCAUGGAGGGGAUAUGAGCAGUGUGAAGCUUGAGGGGAGUAAGAAGGAGAAAUUGGCUAAGGUGAAAUACCUCAAGACCGAGUCCGGCGGCGUUGUCAAGAUGGAGGAUGGGGAGGUGGCGAAGAGUGCUUUGCAGAGGAUGUCGGCUAAGGAGAAGGCGGCCCUCAUAGCUGAAGCCCGCAGAGUGAAGCUCCAACACGACAGACGGUCAUUGCCGAUUUUCAAGUAUCGCGAUGAUUUGAUCGACGCUGUGAAGAAGUAUCCGGUCCUGGUCUUGGUGGGUGAGACGGGCUCUGGCAAGACUACGCAGAUGCCGCAGUACUUGCACGAG